AUUACCCCACCCCUGUUGCAUAGGGACUACUGCAGAAAUAGUAUCUCCCUUGAAGUGGAAUCCAAGCAGGGCGCCAGCGCAAGAAGAGACGAGGUGAAAGCUAAGAAAUAUUGGCUCAUGGCGGAUCUGGGCCACCUUUUCUGCGUUUUAGUGAGCCUUCUCCACCCAGUCAGCUGCAAUGGUCAGCCCAAAGCACAGGGAGAGCACAAGACGUUGUUUGUGUUGGGAGACUCCCUUUUUGAUCCAGGCAACAACCAGUACCUCAAUGAUAGCGUAGAAGGGGGAGCACUUCCAUGGCCAUAUGGGGAAACCUAUUUCGGCCAUUCCACUGGGAGACUCUCCGAUGGCCGUCUAGUUCCCGAUUUCGUUGCUCAGUUCGCGAAGUUGCCUAUACUUCCACCGUACCUGCAACCAAUCACACAUCGAUUCACGGAUGGGGCCAACUUUGCUUCAGCUGGAGGAGGUGUUCUCGUUCAAACCCACCCUGGAACGAUAAGUCUCCCAAUGCAGCUAAGCUAUUUCAAGGCUGUGGUGAAGUCAUUGAGGCAAAAACUGGGUGAUGUAGAAGCCAAGAAGUUGCUGAUGAAAGCUGUAUACUUGUUUAGCAUUGGAGGGAACGAUUACUUUAGCUUUUACACACAGUACCCAAAUGCUACUCAGCCGUAUCGAAGACAAUAUGUGGGUAUGGUGAUCGGCAACCUGACUAGUGUUCUCAAAGAAAUAUAUGGUUUAGGAGGAAGAAAAAUCGCAUUUCAGAAUGCAGGGCCUUUGGGUUGCCUACCAGCCAUGAAGGCUAGGGAUCCCCAACUUGGUAGUGAAUGUGCUGAAGAACCCUUGGCUCUAGCGAGGCUGCACAACAGAGCUCUAGCCAAUGUUCUUAAAAAGCUAGAGAACAAAUUACCGGGAUUCAAAUAUUCAAUAUUUGAUUACUACAGUGCCCUUGGAGACAGGGUGCAAAACCCUUCAAAAUAUGGAUUCAAGAAUGGAAAGGCUGCGUGUUGUGGCAGUGGAGCGUACAGGGGACAGAAUUGUGGAGGAGGAAGAAAUGGAACAGAACCAUACGAAUUAUGCAGCAAUCCUAGCGAGUAUGUGUGGUUUGAUGGUGGCCAUACCACUGAAAGAGCUAACCGACAGUUAGCAGAGCUGAUAUGGAGUGGAGGACCACGUUUCACAGGGCCGUACAAUGUGAAACAGCUAUUCGAGCAUCCAUGAGAAAGUACUAAAUUGUCAACAGUUGUCAUACUUACCUUUCUUAUGAUGUUUAAGGAGGUUGCAGUCAUAGGGCCUGUCACUGUGAACCAAACUUAAAAAAGAUCUGUAUUUUGCCUUAACCUUACUGAUGCUUUCAUCAGAUUAUGAAUUUGAGUAGGGGUGAAAACCAACAGAUGCAAA
Molecule: messenger RNA, 1392 nt
Organism: Carya illinoinensis
Lineage: Eukaryota; Viridiplantae; Streptophyta; Magnoliopsida; Fagales; Juglandaceae
Product: GDSL esterase/lipase 1-like
Exons: 5
Coding region: 118-1212 (364 amino acids)
Molecular function (GO): hydrolase activity, acting on ester bonds
Source: RefSeq, a predicted model, not a curated record